UUCUCUCGCGCUCCCCUCCCCCAGCAACCACACACACGCACACACACAAACAGAGAGGGAAGGGGGGAGGGUGAGAGAGAGGGAGAGAGAGAGAGGGGAGAGAGAGAGGCUCCCCGGCUCCCUCCCUCCCUCGCACACAGCGACUGGAGACGGACGGAGAGCAACGCGCUGGGAGAGGAGAGACCACCGAGAACAGCCCCGCGCUCUCACACAUACACUCACACUCGGCUCUUUCCUCUCCCCCCACCUCCUCCUCCUUCCACCCCCACCACUAACACCAUCUCCUCCUCCUUCUUUCUGCAACAAGAAAAAAAAAAGCCAUUUACAGGGGGUGAUGUGCAACUAAUUAAAGGCAGACUAGCAGCGUCUGCAAAUUCUAAGGCUCCCCAAAUAAAAAGAGACUGUUGUAACAGUUGGAGGAUAAUGCUAAGGAAGACGCUGCCUGGGAAUUCACCGUCUGUGGAAAUGCGCCCCAGAGAGGAAUAAAGCAGUCCUCACCUUGCUCUCCCCAUCCGGACCCACUUUCCCCUCCCGCCUCGGCCCCCACCCCGACACCACCAUCACCCCCUUCCCUCCCCCCCACCUCCCCCCCUUUCCCACCCAGGUGUCGGACCAGGCGGUCCCCACUUCCACCCUGCACCCCUUCUUCCCCCCCUGCACCAUGAACACCAAUGUCUGCGUGGAGCCCGGGCCGAGCCCGGAGGCCCCGGGCUUGCCCAAGGAAAGCCACCUGCCCGAGGGGGCCCUGAACAGCCUUGUGGAUUACAACUCGGAGAUGGAGCGCUACCGCUCCUUUGCCACCUCCUUCUACAAGACCAACGGGGGCGCCUUCCCGCAGGCGGCCAAGAUCGCGCGCAUCACCACCCCCAUCUUCCCCAGCAGCGCCGCCGCCGCCGCGGCCGCCGCGCGCAUCGGCAUGUCCCCCUGGAACUGCGACAACGCGGCCACCGCCGCCGCCGCCACCGCCAUGCUCUGGGGCAGCGGCGGGGGCGGGGGCGGCGGCGGGGGCGGCGGCGGCGGCGGCGGGGGCGGCGGGGGCGGUGGCGGGGGCGGCGGGGGCGGCAGGAAAUCCUCCUCCGCCGCCGCCUCCUCCUCCGCCUCCUCCUCGGCAAUCCUCCCCGCCGGCGGUGGCGGCGGUGGCGGCGGCGGCGGCGGUGGCGGCGGCGGCGGCGGCGGCAGCAGGACCAGCAUGCACCACCGAAACGACUCCCAGAGGCUGGGGAAAGCUGGCUGCCCGCCAGAGCCGUCGUUGCAAAUGGCAAAUACUAAUUUCCUCUCCACCUUAUCCCCUGAACACUGCAGACCUUUGGCGGGGGAAUGCAUGAACAAGCUCAAAUGCGGCGCUGCUGAAGCAGAGAUAAUGAAUCUCCCCGAGCGCGUGGGGACUUUUUCCGCUAUCCCGGCUUUAGGGGGCAUCUCAUUACCUCCAGGGGUCAUCGUCAUGACAGCCCUUCACUCCCCCGCAGCAGCCUCAGCAGCCGUCACAGACAGUGCGUUUCAAAUUGCCAAUCUGGCAGACUGCCCGCAGAAUCAUUCCUCCUCCUCCUCGUCCUCCUCAGGGGGAGCUAGCGGAGCCAACCCGGCCAAGAAGAAGAGGAAAAGGUGUGGGGUCUGCGUGCCCUGCAAGAGGCUCAUCAACUGUGGCGUCUGCAGCAGUUGCAGGAACCGCAAAACGGGACACCAGAUCUGCAAAUUUAGAAAAUGUGAAGAGCUAAAGAAAAAACCUGGCACUUCACUAGAGAGAACACCUGUUCCCAGCGCUGAAGCAUUCCGAUGGUUCUUUUAAAGCAGUAGUAUAUCUUAUUUUCAAGGCAUUUGGAAGUGAAGGGCAAACUAAUGUCUUGUUUUAAGAAACUGCUUAGUCCACCACUGAAGAAAAUAUCCAGAUAUUAUUUUCAUUUUAUGUAUAGGGGUUUCUUCAAAACAAAACAAAGGAAAAGAAAAAAGACAUAUAAAAAUAAUCUGGGAGUUUGGGGAAUUGGCCAGUCUAUUUACUUUCAAUACACUGAUUCUUUCUUUGAUGUAAUUUAGCUAUACUAGUGAAGUUGUUGUCUAUUUUGAAAGUGGCUGUAAAAAAAUAAGUUUGGGUAAACCCCUGCUGUAAAAUCAUGUAUCUUUGCAAAGUACAUAUCUAUACUUCAUUUUCAAAUAUAUGUGUUUCAGUACUGUAAACUGUACAGAUAGCAGCUUGUAUUUUGUGUGUUUAGACACAAGGAGACAAUCAUGUCUGAGCAUCUAUGGAGAUUAACAGUUUGUACACAACAGUAUGGUUCUGCGAGUUAAAUCUGGAGCAAUAAAUUUUAGCUUUAACUAUUUUUUGCCAGUUGUUUCUAGAAGCAGCAACAGCAGUGGCAUGUUUUGCCAUGCAUCUUUCCGUAGAGACUUGAUGCCAAGUUUUGCAAGACUAAAAGAUGAUGAUGCAUCCAGCAAUUACCUUCAGUUGUAUUGUUAUAAGAGGGGGAAGAUGUUAUGAAAGUUUCAAUUAAUCUUUUGAGCACUAUAUUAGAGUAGUGGUUAUGCACUUGCAUUGCUUACAAACGAGCUGUACAGAAGGGUAUACCUCCCAAAUACUUAGUGUAGUUGACUUGUCUUGGGUUGCACUGUAAGGCGGAGUACUCACAGUAGUUGGAACAUGCAGCAUCAGUUGUAUAACUUUUUUUUUAAAUCAGUGUUUUCUAGGAUACAGAGAAAAGUAUCAUAUCUUAGGGGAGAAAUUCUUGAUUGAUUUUUUUUCUCAGCCCAGCAUGGGGUAUAUGUAUUUUUUGUUUGUUUAAAUUUUGCUCUCUCUCUCUCUCUCUUUUUCUUUUGGUAGGAAAAAGAAACUUUUGAUAAAAUGUAUCCAAAUGUUUUAAUUCCAUGUAUGAAGUGAAAUGGGUAGUUUGUUUUAAAACUUGACUACGUAAAGACCUCCUGCAUUGAGACAUGGCUAGGUAUAUUUUUAAGUUAAAAAAAAUUAAACACAUUUAUAGAAGUGAGGCUUUUAAAUCUCUUUUUAUCUCCUUUUCUCAUAACCUCCCAGUUGGACCACUGGCCUUCCCCUAGGCCCUCAGUGGAAUGUUCCAUUGCUCCUAUUCCCAUUUUUUGUCACUUGAUGCUUUCAUUCCUGAGAAGGCAGGGCCACAUUCUGUGGAGUUCCAUAAAUGCAAACAGCCCCAAACACAAAGAAGCUAAUGUUUCAUAGGAUCUGUGCUACCUUUUCACGUAGGAUUUGGUUUUCUUAAGGCAGUCAAGGUUCCUAAGUCUGUCCCAGGAGGACAGAUACGUUACUUGUGAUGACAUGAUUCCUAGGGAGUUUAUUUCAUUUCUGUUUCUUGCCAGAUUAUAAAGUCUAUUCUCAUCUUUAGGAAUAAAAUAGAGUUUAGUGAAAAUACAUGGAGGAUCGAAGUUGCCAUGUUACUGUAACUUUUGUUCUUUAUCCACUAGCCAGCUACUUCAGCCUAUAACAUCCACUAGCCUGCUGAAAAAUGUUAGCAAGAUGGAUCACACAGAGGAAAAGAACCUGAGAAGAGAAAGGGUGAUGAAAAGGACUGUAAAGUUUUAGAAAGACUAGCAGAUUAAUAAUUUUAAGAGGCUAGUUGUAGUUGUGAAUGGGAAAUAAUAUCACAGGAGAUUUUAAAAAACACAGAAGGAGCACUUCCUCAUCAGAGCAUGGGUGGGAGGGGUGGAGAAGUCACCUGCAAAUGCCAAUGUGAAAAACAAGUGACUAAACCUGCCUAGAAUAUGAAUGCAAGGUCUCCACUUAUGGUUGAAUGGCCUUUUUAAGGAAAUUUUAUUAUAUAUUACACCUAUCCAUGUUUAAAGAAGAAAAAUAAAUAAUCACAAGCUAAAAUGUGCUUAAAAUGUAUGUUAAUUUUGAGAUAGCUUUCUGCUUGAUGUAUAUUCCUUUGAGGGUUUCUAGUUAGAAUUUCUGUUUCUGCUGUGGGACCAAUGAGAACUAUAGGAGUUCUUUCUUGUCCACUUUUAUUUGAUUUUACUUACUUUUAAACCAAUUUGCUAAUUAAUUACAAGUAAGUGAAAACUUACUUCCACAUUUGAAUGGUAAGUUUGCCUUGCUAUUUGGAAAACGACGAUUAUUACUAUAGGAUUGAAGCAAACGUCCAUUCAGGCUGUAUCAGGCAUACAAUAACGGAUAAAGAUCGCACAGCAAUGUACUGAGAGUCUAAAAUACAUGCUAGUAUUGCAUGUCUCGAUGUGUUUUUGUUUGUUUUCUUAAAGAACUAAUGAAUCUGUAUAUUGUAAAAUGUGGUGUUUUACAUGUCAAAUCAAUUUUUUAAUGAAAAAAUGUUGAUUAUGGAAAUGGAAAAGUGCAGCUUUUCUUUAAUUCUCUUACAUGUUUUUGUUCUCAAUAUUGUUCUUUUACGUCACCCAUUUUUUUAUGAUUUUGGUAAAACUCUAUUUAUAUAAUGUAGGGUGCAUAAAAGUUCUCGUUGGUGAUGUCGAAGAAAGAUGUUACUCUUCCAGCCUCCCUCUGGUUCUCUUCCCUGUAAGUCCAUAUACUGAGAACUUGUAAAGGAUGUCAUUAUAACCCUAAGGGAACUAUUUGAAGGUUUACAUUUUUCAUGAUUCUAAAAUACCCAAUGACAUGUAACUUUUGAAAAUUCCUUGCUGUAUGUUUCAUAUUCAGUACCAAGAAAAUUCAGAACAUGGCAAUCAGAAUAUAGAUCAUGGCGGACUAUACAACUUAAAAAUUACAUAUCGGAUAAGUCCAAUUAAAAUUUUGUAAGAGAGAUCUACAUACACAGAUGUCUUACCUUCCCUACAAAGUAAGGAGAUAAGAAGACGCACAUACCGUAAGCAUUUGGGGAGAGCUGGAAAAUACGUAGGAUGUUGGUACAUAGUACAGUGAAGUGUUUUCCUUGUCAGCUGUCACUCGGCACCCUAAACAUCCCAAGAGCAUCAUGCAAACUUCCCUCUUUCCAGGCCUUCAGACCAAAGUGGCUUUCUGAUGGAUUUUGCCUGUCUGUUCCCAAGUGGAGGCAUAGUUACAAAUCAGAAAUGUGUCCAUCUUUAGGAGAGAAAACAGUGAUAGUCUUCCUCCAGUGUAAGAGUAUUUAAGAGCAUCUCGUGGUUGCUUAAUCCCCAGUAGCCAACUUCCUUCUAUACACAUUCACAGGGAACAAGACAUGGUGGGCUUCCUAUGAAUUCCUAUUAAGCAAUCACUACAGAAAGGAAUAUCCCCUUCCUUUCAUUUAGAACCCCUGGCAUGUAAGUUGUACAAUUAAUACUAAAGCUUACAAAGUCUUUAGGCCGAUAGUAUCUGUAAUCAAAUAAUGAACAAGGGAAAGCAGUUAAAUGAACACACUAUUCAGGGUCAAAUAUGUUCAGCAAAAAGCCGUGGUGGGUCUUUGAUCAUGGUUAGAUUCACAGUGAUAUCAAACAGUUGGUUCUCAUGUAACAGCUAAAUGUUUCACAUUUUGUUUUUAUUAAAUUUGGCAGUUUCACACUGAGAUCUGUAUUCCUAGUGAAUAAAAGACAGCUACUAUGUUCGGAGGGAUUCCAUUUUCACAAUGGCAAGGAAGUCUGAGAUUUCAGGAACGUGGGCCACAAAAUGUACUCCUUUCAGUGUUCCCCUCUUCUGAACUGUGCAGUCAUCUAUUAAAUUUUCUAAUAGAUAUUUGUGUAAGGUGUAUGUAUGCUUGUGCAAUUAUUAAAAAAAAAGCAGUUUUGGAAAACAGUGUAUUUAUUAAAGAAAAUUACUUAUGGGGCAUGUACAAAACUGUAAAAAAAAAAAAAGCUACAAAAAAAAAAAAACACAUUCGAUUUGCCCAGUAAAGUUGUUUUUGUGAAAUUUCUGUGUUGUUGAAUAAAGGACUUUAGUAUUCAAAAUAUCUCUAUUUUUCCAUGAACAAAUUUUUAUUUGUGGGAAUUUAAGUAAUGGACAUGUGAUCCUGAUAAUCUAAUUUUGUUUAUGAUGAAACAAGUGUAUAAUUCUACACUUGCCCUUAUGUCAGCAGAAUGAAUACUGUAUAUAAAUCUUUCAUAAAAUACGGCAGUUUUGUUCAUUUUGUUUUUCCUCAUAGAUUUUUGUCUUUCUCAGAGAGUUAAAGAAAAGGAAAAAGAAGAACAUGGUUCUUUUCACAUUUCUAGAGGAUAUUUUUUGUUGUUGUUGAAAGCUUUAAAAGGUCACCUAAAUAGAGGAAGAAAUGAAUGUAUCCAAACUUUUCUCCUUCCUUCUCCAUCCUAAGUGUGCCAGGAGAAAGCAUCCCAUGAAUCCCUUGUGCCAUGAAUGGAAAGUCCUGGUGGUAAUACUUGAAAGCAUUAAAGUUCAUGAAGAAAUGUGCAACACUGGAAUUCUAUCUUCAGCCAUUCCCAGCAAUACUCUGAGAUUAAAUUUUUUUAUUGUACUUUUUAAAAAAAUUUUUAUGGAAUAUGAUGGUCUGCCCACGCUGCUUAUUGUUUUGGUGGUGAAUGUGCUUAACCCCUACUUACCUCACUGUUUCUCAGAACAAAGCUCUAAUUUUUUUGAUGCCUCAUAAACUACAAGAAAUGUAGAACACAAUUUUAUAUCUUGGAAAUCCUUAAUAUGAUGGCAAACACCGAACUUCAAACAAUUGAAAGAGUCCAUGUCCACAGAAAAUAAUACCACAUUAGAAGAUGUUUGUCGAUUUUAUAAAUUUCAGGGUGUGUUCUUUUAGUAUAAUACCGCAAAUGUAAAAUACCUUGGCCCUGGCAACAGAAUUAGAUCGCAUAGUGUGCGAAAGAAGAAUUAGGUAACUUGAAUUACGAGAGUUUCUGGAUACUCAGCAAUAUUUUCAGGUGAGUUUUUGUGCUUGUUUAUUACAUUUUGGAGUAAGCAACAAUAGGGCAAAAAUAUAAAACUGAGUUUUCAUAGAAAAUACUUUCCUUACUUGAAAUCUUCAAAUAAGGUUUAUUUGUAGUGAUAAGAGAAUAAUGCUUCAAAAUAGUUUGAAUUAACCAUGAAGGGAGAGGGGAGGACUUCUAUACCUUAUUUAGACAUUGAGCCAGAUAACAGUUUCAUAUGGUUUCUGCAAAAUCAUGUAUUUUUUAAAGAGUGUUUAUUGGUAAAAGUUACCUUUAUUUGCAUGUUUUAUGCAGAAGCUAUUCUCCAGUUUAUUUCUACUCUUGUCUUUAUUCUGUCUCUUUUUAAUGGUGAAAAUUGUUAUUUAAGGUAAACAGGCUGAACACAAAUUUGUUUUAUCUGCAUGCCCUACAUAAGUAGAGUAGUUAUGAAAAAAAUUUAUUCUUAUUUGGCAAUUUUAUUUCUAAUCUUCUAGUAUCUUGGCUUAAGAUCUGUCUUUGUGUCCUUUGCAAUUCACAUAUUUUGGCCAAUUUUUAAAGCAAUAUUUCUUAUUUUUAAUGUACUUAUAUAAAAUUAAAUGUCAACCAAAUUAUCUUUAGUCUAAGUCAAUGCUUUGUUUAUCAUAUGUUACUUAAGACAAAAAUCAUUCUGGUACCAGGUGUUAUAAUUUCACAAGUUGGAAGCAGUGUAGAGAUCUCUUUCCAAGAACAGUACUUUUAAAAGCUAUUCUUAUCCUGUAUAAAUCCUGCAUGUAAAGCAUUUUUAAUACAAGACUGAAUUACAUGACUUGUCCAGUAUUUAGAUGGUAGGAGAAUCUGACUGCCUGGUUUGAAUUAUGACCUUCUGCUUAUGACUUUUCUGAAAAGUAAUCUUCUAUCUAAAUUAUAUGGCUCCAGGAAACCUGCACAAUUUGGAAGGGAAGUUAGAAAAGAACACAGUUAAAUGAUACUUUUUUUACUUUUGGUACCAUCAUAAGACAGCUGAAAAUUCGUAUUCAUUGUAUCCUUCAAGAACUUUUCUCAUGUUUGCAUGAAUGGCCUUAUGAUUUUGUUUAUAACUUUUAUUGGUACAUGUUUAUAAUUUGUAAUUUUAUUUAUUAAUGUUGAAUUAAUAUGUGUGUGUGGGUGGAUAUAGAAAGAUCAAUCUGUGUGUGCAUAUGAGUGUGUGGUUUUUUCAGGCAGCAGAGUUGAAGUAGUUAAGGAUCAGUGUAGGUCUCAUUAAACAUGUUUUAUGGCUAAGAGUGUCAGUGUUGUGCCAUUGCAAUUGAAUUUGAUGACUCAGCAUCUUACAAUACUUAAUCUGUUCUCUGGGAAUCAGAAAAUGUGGGGAACCUACCUGGAAUCUUUUGGUCUUAAGUGCUUUUACUUCAGUUCACUAUGUCCUACUUUCAGUUAUUUAAGGGACUGUACUCAAAAUUAUGUAUACAAUUUGUUCCCCAAAUACAUUACUUCCCUUUAUAUAAUUUUUACAUUUUAGGUAUAUUUAUAUACUAUUCGGUUAUUUAUCUGUAUGUAUAUUUGAGUGUCAAGUGCACAUCCAACCACUAAUAGAUGACUUAAUCCAUAGCUUAUAUAUUUUGACCAUAUGGAAAAAGCCUGCAUUCCCCCCCAAAUUCGUGAUAUCUACCGAGCAGCAAUAAGAAGAACGUUGUGAAUAUUGUGUGUGUGUGUGUGUGUGUGUGUGUGUGUUGGCAAACCAGCAAUUGAUUUAAUUCCUCAUUAUUCAACAAGUUUUAUUGUGUAUCUUCAAUGUGCCAGCUACUGGGAAUAUCAAGAUGAAUAAAACAUGAUUCCUGACACAUUUACCAUCACCAUGGAACUCAAUCAAAUGGUUGAAAUAAAUACACAAAUAAAUAAAAACAGUGGAAAGUGUUGUGAAUGGAGCAGGCAUCAUGUGAAGGAGUGGCAAGAAGAGAUAGAGUGAAGCUCUUGAAUUUCACAUUCUUCACGGUUGAAAGAAGAGGGCAAGGCUUGAGCACUCCUGGGAUAUCAAACCUGAGAGUAAAGUAGUGAGCCAAAGAGAUGGGAAUUGCAGGAAAGAAAAAGACAAAGUUCAAAAGACCUGAGAGAUACUACCUUCCUAGUCUAAGUUGCAAUAAUUUCUCAUGGGGAUUGCAGGAAUACCUUGAAGAUAUCGUGGGUUUAGUUCCAGACCACCAUAAAGCAAAUAUUGCAAUACAGAGAGCCAAACUAAUUUGGUGUCUCAGUGCAUUUAAAAGAUGUUUAUACUGUACUGUGGUCUAUUAAGUGUGUGACAGCAUUCCUUCUUUAAAAAAAAAACAAUGUUCAUUCCUUAAUUAAAAAAUACUUUAUUGCUAAAAUAUGCUAAUCAUCAUCUGAGAUUUCAGAGAGUUGUAAUCUUUUUGCUGGCCGGAGGGUCUUGCCUUGAUGUUGGUGCCUGCUAACUGAUCAGGGUGGUGAUUGCCAAGGGUUGGGGUGGCUGUGGCAAUUUCUUACGUUAAGACAACAAAGAAGUUUGCCAAGUGAUUGAUUCUCCUUUUAUGAAUGAUUUCUCGUAGCAAACAAUGAUGUUUGAAACAUUGUAACUACAGUAGACCUCUUUCAAAAUUGGAAACAGUUCUUUCAAACCCACUUGCUGCUUUAUCAGCUAAGUUUAUGUAAUAUUCUAAAUCCUUUGUUGUCAUUUCAACAAUCUUCACAGCAUUUUCACCAGGAAUGGAUUUUAUCUCAAGAAACCACUUUCUUUGCUCAUCCGUAAAAAGCAACUCUUCAUCCAUUUGUAUCGUGAGAUUGCAGCAGUUCAGUCCCAUCUUCAGACUCUACUUCUAAUAUCAAUUCUCUUGCUAUUUCUGUCAUAUCUGCAGUUAUUUCCUCUGCUGAAGUUUUGAACCCCUCAAAGUCUUCUAUGGGGGUUAGAAUCAACUUCUUCCAAACUCCCAUUCAUAUUAAUAUCUAACUUCUUCCCAUAAAUCCCAGAUGUUCUUAAUGGCAUCCAGAAUGGCAUUCCAGAGAUUUUCAAUUUGCUUUGCCCAGUUCCACCAAAGGAAUCACUAUCUGUGGCAGCUAUGCCCUUAUAAACUGUAUUUCUUCAAUAAAAAGACUUGAAAGUUGAAAUUACUCCUUGAUAGCUUGUCUGUGGAGUGAAUGUUGUGUUAACAGGCAUGAAAACAACAUGAAUCUCAUUGUACAUCUCUGUCAGAGCCCUUGGGUGACCAGGUGCAUUGUCAAUAAGCAGGACUAUUUUGAAAGGAAACUUUUUUUUUUUUCCCCUAACCGUAGGCUUAAAAUACCUUAUGUUGUAAACAGAUAUGCUGUCAUCCAGGCUUUGUUGUUUCAUUUAUAGAGCACAGAUGGAGUAGAUUUAGCAUAAUUUUUAAGGGGCCAAGGAUUUGGGAGAUGGUAAAUGAGCACUGGCUUUAAUGGGCAGUCACCAGCUGCAUUAGCCCCUAAUAGGAGAGUUAGUCUGUCCUUUGAAACUUUGAAGCCAGGUAUUGACUUCUCUCUAGCUACUGAAGUCCUAGAUGGUAUCUUCUUCCAGUAAAAGACUGUUUCAUCUACCUUGAAAAUCUGUUGUGUAGCGUAACCACCUUCAUUCACAAUGUUCUCUACAUCUUCUGGAGCACUUGCUGCGGCUUCCACAUCAGCACUUGCCGCUUCACCUUGCAUUUUGAUGUUACGGAGAUGGCUUCUUUCCUUGGACCUCAUGAACCAAUCUCUGCUAGCUUCUGACUUCUCUUCUGCAGCUACCUCACUUCUCUCAGCCUUUGUAGAAUUGAAGAGAGUGAGACCCUUGCUCUGGAUUAGGUUUAGGCUUAAGAGAAUGCUGUAGCUAGUUUGAUCUUCUAUCCAGACCACUCAAACGUUUUUCCAUAUCAACAAUAAGCCUGAUUCACUUUCUUAUCAUUCAUGUGUUCACUGUUAACAGCAUCUUUAAUUUUCUUCAAGAACAUUUCCUUUUCCUUCACUAAUUUAUUUGGCUCUUUGGUGCAAGAGUCCUAGCUUUCAGCCUACCUCAGCUUUAGGGCAGGCCUUUCUCACUAAGCUUAAUCAUUUUUAGUUUUUCUUAUUUAAAGUGAGAGAUGUGUGACUCUUCCUUUCAGUUGAACACUCAGAGGCCAUAGCAGGGUUAUUGAUUGGUGUAAUUUUAAUAUUGUUGUGUCCCAGGGAAUAGGGGAGCCCAAGGAGAGGUAGAGAGGUGGGUAAAUGGAGCAGUCAAAACACACUCAACAUGCAUCUGUUUAGUUCACUGUCUUAUAUGGGUGUGGCCUGUGGUACUCAAAACAAUUACAAUAGUAACAUCAAAGAUCACUGAUCGUCAUAACAAAUUAAUAAUAAUGAAUUUGAAAUAUCCUGAGAAUCACCAAAAUAUGACACAGAAACAUGAAGUAGGCAAAUGCUUUUGGAAAAAUGGCACCAAGAGUCUUGCUUUGAUUCAGUGUUGCCAUAAAACUUCAAUUUGUAAAACAACAACAGUAACGCCCCCUCAAAAAAAAAAUCGGUCAAGCGCAGUAAAUCAAGUGCAGGAAAAUGAGGUAUGCCUGUACUUCAGUAGCUACCACAACAUUCUCCUUCAAUUCAUUCUUGUCUGUCUUCAGUACAUUUUCUAUGCAGUAGCCUGAGUAUGCACACACACACACACACACGGAGUUCGUGUGAUUCUAUGCUUAUUGUCAGUGGUUUCCCAUUGCUCGUAGAAUAAACACCUAAAUGUCAUCUGUGAGGAUCUUGUGAUCUGGCUCUGCAAUCUCAUCACGUAUCAUGUCGUCCUUUUUUCUCUUUCUGUUCCAGCUGCUUCAACUUUUUUCUAAUCCUUACACUUACGGGGAUUACACUUACACUUCUCUUCCCACCUCAGGACAUUUUGUUAACAUUGUUUUUAAUGUUUCCAAUCUUCCUUCCCACUUUCUUCCUCUGGAUAAUGGCUCUUCAUUCUUCAGAACUUCACGAAAACUUUACUCUUUAAAAGGAAGUUCUCUCUAACUUUUGUGACUCUGUCAAAUUCACCUGUUACAGGCCCUUAAAGUACCCUGUAUCUCUUCACAGGAAUUAUUUAUGAAUUAAUUCAUCCAAUAAAUAGAUAUUAUACAUUUACUAUGUGCCCUUCACUCAUUCAAGCAACUACAAUAUAUGCAUAAGCAAAUAAGACAAAAAAAACCCUCUCCUCUAUAGAACUUACUUAUAUUCUAGCGCAAAGAAAGAGGUCAAAACAAAGAAGUAAACAAAUAUCAAUGCCACAAGGUAAUAUGUACCAUGGGUACAAAUAAGGAGUGGGAAUGAGAGUAGGAAUGUGUGAGAGGAUGAGUUGGAAUUUUAAAUGGAUAGUCACAGAAAGUCGAACUGAGAAGGCAACAUUUGAGGUAAGACUUGAAGGAGGCAAGUAAAUAAAUACCCCAUAUGGAUAUCUUAGAAACAGCCAACCCAGCAAAGAGAAUGGGAAGUACAAAGACCUUGUAGCAAGAGUGGGACUGGAGUUUUCAAGGGCCAGCAAGAAACCUAUUGUGUCUUGAGUGCAAUGGGUAAGAGAGAGAAUAGUAGGAACUAUGGUUCGAGAAGUAAGAGUGAUGAGAUUGUAUGGAAUCAUGUUAAGAACUUUGGCUUUUACUCAGAAGCAGAAAGGAAAUCUUUGGAGUGUUUGAUGGGAGGGAUACGUGAUCCAACGUAUAUUAUAAAAGGACAGCUUUGGCUACUGUGUUGAGAGUAGACCACAGGCCAUAAACGGAGGAAGGGAGACCAGUUUGUGGUGCAGACAUUUCCAUGACCUAAGUGAAAAAAGAUGGUGAAACUAGAAUGUUAGCAGUGGAGGUUGUAAAAAGAGGUUGAACUCAGCAUAUAGUUUGAAAUAUAGGAAAUAACAUUUGUAGACAAGGCAGGGCUUUACAUAUGUAAGACAAAAAUUAAUAAUGCCAGGGUUUAUUUUAAUUUUUUUAAUGUUUAUUUAUUUUUGAGACAGAGAGAGACAGAGCAUGAACGGAGAAGGGGCAGAGAGAGAGGGAGACACAGAAUCUGAAGCAGGCACCAGGCUGUGAACUGUCAGCACAGAGCCCGACGCGGGGCUCGAACUCACGGACCGUGAGAUCAUGACCUGAGCCGAAGUCGGAGGCCCAACCAACUGAUCCACCCAGGAGCCCCAAUGCCCAUGGUUUUGAUGUGAAUAACAUCAAAAUAACAUUGAAACAUCAAAAAUAAUAGUAUUUAAAAAUAAUGAGCCUGGAUGAGCUUAUCAAAGGAGUGAGUGUGGAUAGACAAGGGAGAGGAAGGACAAGGACUGAGAUCUUGGACUCACCUACCACAGUUAUACUUCCAUUUUCAUUGUAAUCAUUAUUGGAUCAGUGACUAUCUUCCACACUGACCAAGGUAGAGAAGAUACAGAAACCCAAGGAAAAUUCUGCAGGUGUACUCUCCCAUUUCCCCCAUCCCAGUAACCUGUAUUCUUUUAACCUUUAUUUGUUUUAGAGGUUAUUUUUCAAAAAAUGUAUUUGAGAGAGAGAGAGAGUGCACAGGGGAGGGGCAGAGGAAGACAGAGGGAGAGAAUCUUAAGCAGUCUCCAUCCUGUGCAUGGAGCUCACUCCCAGGACCACAGGAUCAUGAACUGGGCUGAAAUCAAGAGUCAGACGCUCAACCAACUGAACUGCGCAGGCACCACUCUUUGAACCUUUAGUUAGCCCAAUCCUUACCCUUCAUUCACAGGUGACCAUCCCCCUCAAUUUUUCCUGUUUCCAUUGCACACAAAAGCUUGCACUUACUAUUUAUGUUUAUCCAUACAUUCUAAUGCAUUGAUUGCACAUGACUUUUCUCUUAACAUAAAUAGAAAUACAUCAAGUUCAGAGUUUGAUGAAGACCAGGAUUAGUACCAUUAAAAAUAAGCGUAAUUUUACUGUACUUGAUAUCACAUAAUUUAUCUUUCUGUUCUUAAAUUUUUGUUAGCAAUUCCGUUAAAGGAGAUGAAAUUAUUAUCUCUUAUUUAACAUCUCAGGGACCAAAAUGUUUGAACAGAAAGUGGAUAGACGUUAAAACUACAAAUUGAGAAUUGGAAUUAAGUUGUUUGACUCUUAGUCAAGAGAUAGGAGUAAGAUUUUAAUUUGCCUAAACUUUCCUUCACAAGGGAAGAAGUUAGCUCAUUAGUAUAACAAUAUUAGAGUUGAAAUUUCAAAUACUUAUUGUUUUUGUUAUUUACCAUUGAUACUUCACAGAAUUAGUCAUGCAUAUUUUCAUUAACAACCUAAAUGAAUUACAGAGAGUGUGGUUAAGAGAGAAGUGUUUCUUUAUAUUUUGUAUGCAAGAGAAAGCAUUUUGUACUAGAAUCUCUUUAGACCAGAGUUUCCAUUUCAAACCCACCAUUUGACAGAAAUUUCUACAUAUGAGAAGUUCACCACUGUAUCCUUACCACAUUCUGAGGACUAAACAGUGAGUAGAUCCAAAUCCGAAAGAACCGAAUGCUAAUUAUUUCAGUCCAUUAAAGUCCUGACGAACCUCAAUAUAUCCAGAGCAAGAAAGGAAACCAGCAAUGACUGCAACAAAAUCUGAAGAGCCUGAUUUCAGAGUUUGGUGGAGAAUGUGGAGGAUCUUAUGAAGUGUCAAGAAUAAAAAAAAAAAGUGAGUUGAAAAUAAUUUAGUGAUACAACUGUAAUCUACACUUGCUUCAGGAACUUGGGCAACAUUGUCACCAUGGAUGUAGAACUUCUGAGGUUUAUCAACAGAUUUCAUCAAUGAGAAAAACAUCACAUAAAAAUCCACAGCACCCUAGCUGUUGUAUCAAGUAAGGGUGAAUCUGCACGCUGAAUUAUUAAAUGUAUUCCCACACUAUAACAAAAUUGUGGACCUGAGAAAAUGUAGUACUUUCUAGUUUGUAAAGUCUGUCAGAGAUCGGGUUCUUCAAUGGCCAAUUUGAGGGAAGCUGGCACACAAUUUAAAGAUGUAAUUUGAGUCAUGGCUGAUGAUAUACUUUUACUUGUUUAGCCUUUUAUGCAGCUUGUUUGCAUUACUUGAACAGAUUUGCUGUUUCUAUUCUAACUGCAUUGUGUAUGGCAUGAGGAAUGCUGAUUAAUUCUUGUCGGUAAUCAUCACACAUGCUGCCAGUGUUGUACAUUUAUAUCCUCCAUUACAUAAUCUAUGUAUUCAUUCCUUAUGUUAUUAGUGGAAGUGGCGUGUAAUAGGUAAAUAAACCUGCUCCUGAUUUAGAUUUAAA
Molecule: messenger RNA, 14905 nt
Organism: Neofelis nebulosa (Clouded leopard)
Lineage: Eukaryota; Metazoa; Chordata; Mammalia; Carnivora; Felidae
Gene: CXXC4
Product: CXXC finger protein 4
Exons: 4
Coding region: 662-1786 (374 amino acids)
Cellular component (GO): nucleus
Molecular function (GO): zinc ion binding; methyl-CpG binding
Source: RefSeq, a predicted model, not a curated record